GUGAUGCCUCUCGAUAUAGUCAGUACUCUUUGACGUCCACGUCUCCCCGGGUGUCCGAUCUGUCCGAUCCCAGCUUGCCUGCCUACCGGUCGGUCGCGAUGUGCGACUCGCCCCCGCUCUAAAAAAAAGGACAAAAAGACACUCAGGAAGAAUAAUUGCAGGAAUGGCGGAGGGCGCAGUGACUCUUAAAGGACUGCGGGCUCAAAUGGCUGCAGCCGCGCAGGCCCAAGCCGACGAGCGGCGCAUCCAGGCUGUGUGUCCGGCAACUCCUACAAACGCAGCAGCCAAAACUCAGGGCUGUCGGCCAGUCCUCGACGGGGCCGCACUCCGAGUAGACGAUCGAUUGCGAGUUGCAAAGGAGAGACGAGAGGAGGCAGACAGGCAACAAGCUUUACGCGAGUCUCAGAUCAUGGAGCGUGAGCGCAAGGCCAAGAUGCAAGUGGAGCGUCAGCUAGAGGAACGUCAGAGGAAGGCUGUGGAGCAGCGAAAGAAGGAGGAACAGAAGCGCCAGGCUGUGGAGGAGAAGAGGAAGCAGAAACAGGAAGAGGAAAAGGAACAUUACGAGGCAGUGAUGAGACGAACAUUAGAGCGAAGCCAGCGGGUCGACCAAAGACAGAAGAGAUGGUCCUGGGGAGGAUUGUCAACAGACUCUGACGGCCGAGCAGGAGACUCAGAUGCCAGUACCUCAUCUCCAGUAGCUAUAGUAAUCGCUCCUGCCUUACCAGAAAAGCCACCAAGGACUCGAGAAGUAGACAAGCGCUCCACAUCCACCACCAACCUCAAACCGCCAUCAGAGGCGAGCAUCAGUAAACGCCUAUCCUCGUCCUCCGCCACCCUCGUCAAAUCUCCUGACAAAAGUUUUAAAUCCAGGAGUGCUUCUUGUAACCGUUUGCCUCGGAAAGACAGUGCUGCUAAGGAGGAAGGCAAAAAGCUGCCGGUGGAGCAGAAAGGUUCUUCCAUGAAGAAGAGGAGUUGGUCCCUCACACGAGUAAGUGUGGGCAGAGCGCAGACUCCUGCCAAGGCUGCUAAGGGGACAGCAGACAAUCAAGCUCGCAAACAACCGACUUGCACAGCGGACGGAGGGGUCUUUAGUCGCCUGCUCACUCCCACCCAGGCCUCACUAGCUAGGAGCAAGAGCGCUGCUGCCCUUUCCCCUGAAGGAACAGAUGCUCCAGAGUGUUACCUGUGUCCUCGCUCAGCCUCCGCCGCCCCUCUCCACCCGCCGCGCGGGCCGUUGCGCAGCCGCAGCAUCGACCGGCAGAAGACCGGCAUGACCACAUCUGUGUCAGCUGACGGAGCCCUCGACCCAUCGCUGAGCAAGCAGGAAAGAACAUUGGCCUCACCCGUGCGGCAACGCCCACCAUCUCCAUCCAUCCCCAUGGUACGCAACCGCUCACCGUCACCCGCCCCGAAACCAUCUCCGAAGAGGGCUCCUUCCCCAGGAGCAUCAAAGCCAAAUUCAAAGGCGCGCCCGCCCUCGCCUGCAAUGAAACUUUCACAAAAUCCUCAACCAACGUCAGCGAAACCCCCACCAAUCCAGAAACCGGCUCUCACUCCACCAGGGCCCCCGACACUGCGAAAGAGGGACUCCCGCUCCAAGGACAUGUUGUUACCAAUACAGGCCGUGUCACCGCAGUCCUCUGACUCUAGCAAAUCCAAGGACAAAGACGAUUCUAAGACUGGAACUAACUCUGCUGCUGAGGCUGCCAAACUCUUGGCGGAGCACCGCAGACAAAUGCGGGAGCAAAAGGAGAAAGAUGAACAACUCCGAAUACAGCGUGAGGAAGAGGAGAAGCUUAGGAAAGAGGAGGAGGAGCGUCUCGCAGAGGAGGCUCGGAUCAAGCGACAAGAGGAGGAGAAGAAGCUGGCAGAGGAGAGGAGAGUGAGAGAGGAGGAGGAGGCUCAAAGAGCAGAGGAGGAGCGGGAACGACUGGAGGCCGAGGAGGCUUUGAGGCAGGCCGAGCUUCAGAGGGAGCGGGAAGAGGCCGAGGCUAAAGCCCUGGAGGAGGCAGAGAAGGUCCGCCAGGAGCGUGACCGCAUCAUGCAGCAGAACCAGCAAGAGCGUAUGGAGAGAAAGAAGAGAAUUGAAGAAAUAAUGAAAAGAACUAGAAAGGGAGACGGAAAUGAUUUUAAGAGGGAUGAGGACAAGGAGCAAGAUGAUGCUGAAGAUGGAAUGGACACGAUGAGCUUUGACGCAAAGAGUGAAGCACACAUGGGGGACAUGGCCAUGGAGAUGCACAACUGUGGCAAUGGAGUGACAAAAAGAGAAGAACCUGUCGGGUGCCUAAACGGGAGAGAGGAAACGGAUGACAAGGAGAAUAACAAUACUCCAGAAGAGACUCAGGCACUCAACCCAGUUCCAAAGGGCCGCCUGGUGGAAGGCUCGGAGUUCCUAAAUGAGCAAGACUCUGCCAAUGUGGAGCUAGUGUCAAGUCUGGGCAGCAAGACCAGCCAGUGGAGCAUUGAGGAGCUCAUGGAUCGCAACGUCAACGCCAAGACCCACACGCUCAUUGAGUCGGAGGAUUUGAUCAACUGUGACCGGUCGGACGGGACAAAAGGAAGCCCAGUAAACUCCUUGCAUUCCUCCAGUCAAGCCAUAGAGGCCCUGUCAGAAAUUUGAUGCUGCGUCCAGCCGGCGCAGAGAAGCGUCUUCGCUGUUGCAGUCCUCAACUUCCUGAGCACCAUUUCAUAGGUUCCUAACGGUUCCCUCUCCCCAUCAAUUCCAAGGAGGGAGAGCAAGGUGAACUGUAAAGACCUCACCCCAAGUGCUAAGUGUCUCAUCUUCAAGAUGAAGAAAGCUUCAGGGAAAUGUUCCUUCUUCUCUCGUCAGGUCUUCUUUUUCUCCCUUUUGUUUUCUACGUACUAUCCAAGAUGUUUUAUAAACGCGUGUUUUGUGUGUGUCAGCGGUGCGCUGUUGUAAUUUAUUAAUUUUGGCUUAUUUGUUGUUUAGAUGUCAUUUUCUCGUAUCUCGGGGAUUUUUGGCACUUGGCUCUUCUAAAUUUACUUGACCGACAGCUGUUGUUUUUCAGCGUCUGACUGUUAUGGCCUUACCUGUUCUUUUUUUCUUCCACAACUCAAAAUGAGCACGAGUUUCUAAUGCAAACACACAGUUCUCACUAGUAAAAUAAUUCUGUGCACAAGUAGGAUGUCAACUAAAUAUUUAAAAAAGACUAUUCACUUCCUGGCUUUUCCCUGUGUUGCAAUCUGAUUUUUGGCCACAAGAGAGCGUAGCAGGCAUGUUUAAAUUCCCGAAACAACUCAUGGUUGUUUUUGAUAUUCAGGGCUUAGUAUGUUUUGUUGAAUUUUGUACAUUUGUAUAUGGAGCUUGAAUUUGCUAACAAUUUCGUUGUAGUUUGUCAGUUUGUUUCUUUUAACGAAAAAGAAAAAAAAAAUAACGUAAAAUUCCGGAAACUUCUGUUCUUUUAAGUCAUGAAAUCCCCCUUACUGUCUUUUGUCUUCUUUUCACAUGCUAGCUGCUCCAUUUGAAAGAAAGCAAAAUGCAUUUAAGCAACUUAAUAUUUAAUAUAACAAAUGGCUGUUUAUAUAAGAAUAUACAGUUCUACAUAUAUUUAAGUGUUUGUAUUAUAAAACAGUGUUAGGCCAAUGAAGCCACGAUGAGGGCCGAGUAGCAACUCAAAGCGACCGCGGGUUUGCGCCUUCAAUAUUUUUUCCUGCAGUUAAAAUGUUGAAUUCUUCGAGGAUGUCCAUUUACUGCCUUGUUAUUUGUUGGCGUUCAUACCCUCUCGCCAACUAAACGUAAGGACCAGAGAGAGCUUUAAGAAUGUCAAACUUUUGUCCGUAAAUUUUGAUGCGUUUUAAACUUUUAACCUGCCCGUAAAGCACUCAAGAGCACCGCCUGCUGGACAGAAGCUGCUAUCGCAGUCCACUUUAGUUGUUAGCAUUUGGUCACGACAUAGCGCUGUGCCUUAGACGGAGGGUUAGUUUGUAAAGUUACUGUUAACUAAAAUAGUGUUUCCUUACCUUGGCCUCUGACAAUCAAACCUUUGCUAACAAGUUUUUAAAAAUCCUGCCCCACUACCAUCAUAUGUCCACAAAUAAUAUUUGUACUGUAAAUAUAUUAUUCAAGUGUUCUGAAAUUAUACAAACUGUUAAUAAAGUCUCGCAAAACUAGACUUGA
Messenger RNA from Corythoichthys intestinalis (scribbled pipefish), 4138 nucleotides. RefSeq names its product MAP7 domain containing 3 (gene map7d3). Lineage: Eukaryota; Metazoa; Chordata; Actinopteri; Syngnathiformes; Syngnathidae. Gene Ontology annotation, biological process: microtubule cytoskeleton organization. The record is from RefSeq and is a predicted model, not a curated record. Gene Ontology annotation, cellular component: microtubule cytoskeleton. The transcript is spliced from 20 exons. The coding region runs from base 164 to 2620 and encodes 818 amino acids.